Molecule: messenger RNA, 852 nt
Organism: Brassica oleracea var. oleracea
Lineage: Eukaryota; Viridiplantae; Streptophyta; Magnoliopsida; Brassicales; Brassicaceae
Exons: 2
Coding region: 1-852 (283 amino acids)
Source: RefSeq, a predicted model, not a curated record
AUGCACCGUAGGCUUUCUUCCUCUGAGAAGGGGAAAGCAGUAGAUUUGGAGCAUCUCCCUGCGCCACAGAAGGCGAGGGUUCGAGUUUCGGAACCAGAUUUAUCAGGGCUGAAAGAAAAGCACUCUCUCACCCUUAUUGGAAGAGUCACCAAACCAUCUGUCCAAAAGGUGGGAUCUCUUAUUUCUUUCUUCACCGACCACUGGAAGGCGGACAUUCCCUCGGUGGGAUCCGACCUUGGGCUGGGUAUGUUCAAGUUCCAAUUUGAGCUUGAGUCGGAUCUUCUCACGGUGUUGGAAAAGCAGCCGUACCAUUUCGCUCGCUGGAUGAUUAUCCUUCAGAGGUGGGAGUCCACGAUCUCACCUUACUUCCCCUCGAUGAUCCCUUUUUGGAUAAAAAUCUUCGGGAUUCCGAUACACCUUUGGACCGAACCAACCAUACGUAGUCUUGGAGAAGACAUUGGAACGUAUGAAACUGCUGAGAUCACCUCUACUUCCAUCAGAAUGAGAGUUCAUGUAAAUGGAAGACUCCCUCUCAUAAAAACUCAGUGCUUGAGUAUCCAAAUGGAGAUGAGGAAGUUAGAUCAUGAACUUGGAGACUGUCUAGAGGCCAAGGCGCAAAGGAAAGCCCUACUAGUGGCACAGGGCAGCAAAGCAAGAAGUAAGGAUCCUCCCGAGCCACCGAGAAGAGCUCAUGAGAUGGCUCUCCUUAAAGCCAACACUACUCUUCAUCACCAUCAGCGACGUGAGCCAUACCAGCGAUCUUCCCAAAAUAGGAACUCAAACCGUACUUCAUCCCUUAUAUUUCUCUAUGGAGGCUCCCUACUAGAAGCAGGCGUCAUGAUCGCCUGGUGA